Messenger RNA from Saccoglossus kowalevskii, 1425 nucleotides. Its product is annotated as autocrine proliferation repressor protein A-like. Lineage: Eukaryota; Metazoa; Hemichordata; Enteropneusta; Harrimaniidae. The record is from RefSeq and is a predicted model, not a curated record.
AUGGAAGCUUUUAAAUUGUGCGUUUGCCUUUUGUUUUGUGCACUCUGCUGCCCAACAGUCCUGUGUACGCCUCUCGAUGAUUACGUCAUGAAAGCCGAUAGUCAUUAUGACUACCACGUGUUGAGCGAUAGGACGGUACACGUUCCCAAUGGCUAUACAAUUUAUGUGCUGAAUAUGACAUCACAAAAGUGGUUGUCCGAGCUAAAGGUGGAUCAAUCCUUAUGGUCACAUGACCUGUAUAUCACUGUACCCGAUAAACUCACCAUCAUGGAUGCUGGGUUCAUCUACGUCACUGGAGGACACAACGGCGGCGUUCCCGAUGACCCAACUUCGAACAAAGAUGUAUUGAUGAGUUCCAUGUUUGCCCUGGGCACGGGCAGGUUGGAAGAUCCGCAAAAUAAGACUCGUUCCGAAGACGGUAUCAUCGCUUAUACGUGGAAGCAUUAUUUGGAUGACCCUACCCAACCAGAGUACCUGCUUCGCCUGCCCAUGACAAAGGCUGUGGUUCGUGCCAUGGAUACCAUCAGUGAUUUUGUCAAGAAAAUCAAUCCAAAAGCAAACGUUCAGAAGUAUAUGAUUGCGGGUGGGUCGAAGCGUGGCUGGACGACAUGGACAACGGCUGCAGUGGAUAAACGUGUAUUUGCCAUGGCUCCUAUUGUAUUAGACUGUUUAAACUUUGUGAAGAAUUUACAUCAUCACUACCGAUCCCUGGGUGGUUGGACGUUUGCCUUUGAAGACUAUUAUGAUGAAGGCAUCACGAAACAUAUAGACGACGCCCUCACUCAGAAAAUGUUCGAUAUUGUAGAUCCGUACGCGUACAAAGAAAGAUUAACAAUGCCAAAACUAAUCGUUACUGCAUCUGGCGAUGAGUUCUUUCUUCCCGAUGAUUCCCACUACUACUAUGACAAUAUACCCGGGCCCAAGUUUCUUAAGGUGACGCCCAACUCUGAGCAUAGUCAAACUGGUCACUAUGUCGACGACUUAUUUGCCAUGAGGGCAUUCUUCCUCGCCGUUUAUUACGAUUACAAGUUGCCAAAUAUGACAUGGACUCGAAGUGAGACUGCAACCACAGGUAGUAUCACUCUCGUGACUGACGUUACUCCACUCACAGUGAAAUGCUUCAGAGCCAAGACAUUGGGGAAAACAAGAAGAGACUUCAGACUCGUAAGGAUCGAUCCGGCAACUGGGCAGCCAGGACCUCAAGCGAUUCCGUGGUUGCCAUUCGACGUUCAAAAUAUGGGUCAAGGUAAAUACAAGGCAGAGUUUGGCAAAGAAGAUGGUGUGUGGAUUGGAUUCUAUAUUCAGGCCACGUAUCCUGGUCCUAAAGACACCAUCUUGGAAUUCACCACUGAAGUUCAUAUCAUUCCAGAUGAGUUUCCAUUCGCGGAUUGCAAAGGAGAAGGUUGCUAUGGCAUCCUCGUUUAA